Onychostoma macrolepis is the source of this 5442-nucleotide messenger RNA. RefSeq names its product proprotein convertase subtilisin/kexin type 1 (gene pcsk1). Gene Ontology annotation, biological process: protein processing. The record is from RefSeq and is a predicted model, not a curated record. Gene Ontology annotation, molecular function: serine-type endopeptidase activity. Lineage: Eukaryota; Metazoa; Chordata; Actinopteri; Cypriniformes; Cyprinidae. The transcript has 14 exons. Bases 312 to 2618 code for a protein of 768 amino acids. Gene Ontology annotation, cellular component: trans-Golgi network; Golgi membrane.
CGACUCCCCCGGGACCCGCGCAUCCUACCCCAGGUAGAAAUUGACGUCAGAGCGGCUCGUAAUUUGACGUGUAAACAUCCCUUCCCCUUCCACGACUCUCUCAUUGGUGGUUCUCCAUGCGCGUUCAAUUACUCGCUCACACUGCAUCAGAAUUAACAGGAGAAGAUAGCGUUUUCCAAGGAAGCCGAACUGACAUUUCUUGUGUUUACAUAGGCCUAUUCUGUAUUUAUUUAUUAACUUAUUUCUAUUUAACUGUUUUGUAUCCAUCGUGAUCAUCCAGAUCAUUUUUAAGUGGUUGUAAUUUAUUUGAAAUGGAAGAAAGAUGUCGUCCAAUGUUGCUGUGCAGUGUUCUUGCUCUGUUCUGUGCGCUGGUGUCCUCAGCUGUGGACAGACAGUAUCUGAACGAAUGGGCGGUGGAGAUUCCAGGAGGACACGACAAUGCCCGAUCCAUCGCCGACGAGCUCGGAUACAAAUUAGUCCGGCAGAUUGGGGCGCUGGAAAACCAUUAUUUAUUCAAGCGGCACAGUCACCCUAGCAGGACCAAAAGAAGUGCGGAUCAUAUCACCAAACGUCUGUCGGAAGAUGACAGGGUCUCUUGGGCUGAACAGCAGUAUGAGAAACGGAGGGCCAAACGUGCCCCUCUGGGGGCCGAAUGUAAGGACUGCUCGGUGGACAAACUCUUUGACGACCCUAUGUGGAACCAACAGUGGUAUCUGCAAGACACCCGGACGUCAUCAUCCCUUCCCAAACUGGACCUGCACGUGAUCCCGGUCUGGAAGAAGGGCAUUACAGGCAAAGGAGUGGUCAUCACUGUGCUGGAUGACGGCCUUGAGUGGAACCACACUGACAUUUAUCCUAACUAUGAUCCUGCUGCUAGCUAUGAUUUUAACGACAACGAUCCAGAUCCCUUUCCCAGAUACGACUCCACCAAUGAAAACAAACAUGGUACCAGAUGUGCUGGAGAGAUUGCCAUGCAAGCAGACAACAACAAAUGUGGUGUCGGAGUGGCCUACAACUCAAAAGUGGGAGGGAUACGAAUGCUGGAUGGAAUUGUGACAGAUGCCAUUGAAGCCAGUUCCAUUGGCUUUAACCCUGAUCACGUGGAUAUCUACAGCGCUAGCUGGGGCCCUAACGAUGACGGGAAGACCGUGGAGGGGCCCGGGCGUCUGGCCCAGAAAGCUUUUGAGUAUGGUAUCCAGAAGGGUCGUGGUGGAAAGGGCUCCAUUUUUGUCUGGGCGUCUGGUAACGGUGGUCGUCAGGGUGACAACUGUGAUUGUGAUGGAUACACAGACAGUCUGUACACCAUCUCCAUCAGCAGUGCAUCCCAGCAGGGUUUGUCUCCCUGGUACGCUGAGAAAUGUUCCUCUACGCUGGCCACUGCCUACAGCAGCGGAGACUACACUGACCAGAGAAUUACUAGUGCUGAUUUGCACAAUGAAUGCACAGAGACACACACUGGCACGUCUGCAUCUGCCCCAUUGGCUGCUGGGAUAUUUGCACUGGCUUUGGAGCAAAAUCCUGAUCUGACCUGGCGAGACCUUCAGCACUUAGUGGUUUGGACGUCUGAGUUUGAUCCCCUGGCCAAUAACCCUGGCUGGAAAAGGAAUGGAGCUGGUUUGAUGGUCAACAGUCGGUUUGGGUUUGGUCUCCUGAAUGCCAAAGCCCUAGUAGAUCUGGCCGAUCCCAAAGUCUGGAAGGACGUUCCGGAGAAGAAACAGUGCAUUGUCAGAGAUGAGACAUUCCAACCAAGACCAUUGAAGGCUGCAGGUGAAAUAUCUAUUGAGAUCCCCACUAAGGCCUGCGCAGGACAGGCGAAUUCUGUUGUAUCUUUGGAGCAUGUGCAGGUGGAGGUCAGCAUUGAGUACACACGCAGAGGAGACCUACACAUUACGCUGACGUCUCCAUCAGGUACCACCACAGUCCUGCUGGCGGAGAGAGAGAGGGACACAUCAUCCAAUGGUUUCCGAAACUGGGCCUUCAUGUCUGUGCACACCUGGGGAGAAAACCCCACCGGCACUUGGACCCUGAAGAUUACAGAUACGUCUGGACGGAUGGAGAAUGAGGGUCAGAUUAUCAGCUGGAAGUUGAUUUUGCACGGGACGUCUGAGAAGCCAGAACACAUGAAGAAGGCGAGGGUUUACAUGCCCUACAAUGCUGUACAAAACGAUCGCAGAGGAGUGGAACCGAUGGAAGACAUGAUCAAGCAGGAAGCUCCGACUCCAGCUCACAAGCCUGAAGUUUCAAGUCCGGUGGUCCCAGACUCACUCCCGUCUGCUGCUUCCAUCAGCGUCCCUGAUAAAAAUCCAGAAGCUCCCGGCUCCUCCACUGCCAAUCUGGCCCUGCUGCGUCUCCUCCAGUCAGCCUUCAACAGGCAAACCCCGGCGGUUCCUCAGCACGCUCUGGCGGUUCCUCCGGCUCCUCCCAAGACCUUUCAGCCCCAGAGGAUCCCCCCGCAGAAGCUGUACCAGGCCCUCGACCAGCUAAACCGCUACAGGGGCUCCGAGAAUGGCCUGUUCAGUGACUACAGCGACAACUUCUACAGAGUCCAACCGUACAGACACAGGGACGACCGGCUGCUGCAGGCGCUGUUUGACAUGCUCGGAGACGACCAGCAGUGAGUCAGGAAUAGGGAAAGACAGGAAGAGUAGGUAAAAGAAGCUGGAUGCCCUGCUGAAAAGACCAGCUUAGGUUCACCAGAAAAACCUAGUUUGUGAAGCUUUUGGUAGUGAAACAGCAUAUUAAACUGGUCUUGGUGAGUAAGUUACGAAUCACAACAUCUAAAACUAGCUGCUACGCUAGUCUUUUCAGCAGGGCGAUGGGGCAUGGAAGGAAGUAAGCUGGUGCACUUGAGGGGACUAGAGUUGACGGGGAUGAAAUAAGAUGAGUUUUGUUCUCUUCCAGACAAGCUUGUUUUUAUCUGCACAUGUAGUUAUCAACUAUAAGCAUUCUACGGCCUGUGUCUGUCAGUGUGAGUGUUUGUAUAUCUGUGGUGAACAGCCAGCUGUGUUUAUCCCUCAGUUUUGAACCAGGUUGCUAAGAUUUAAAACCAGUGACAGGACCAAUUAUGGCGUCUCGUGCCCUUUGCCCUCUUGAUAAUUUUUCUCAUGUUGCCUUCACUGCCACCAACUUCUGCAUGCUAUAAAACGUUUACAUUAGGAUGUUAUGAGAAUAUUCUAUUAUAAAGACGAUGAUUGUAAAUUGUAACAAUUUGUGAAAGUGUCAAUCUUCGCAGAAUCAGUUUAAAUGGAAAUUUCGCCAAAAAAUAAAAGAUGAAACAUUUACUCACCCUCAUGUUUUUACAGACUUGUUUAAAUGGUUUUUUUUUUCUGCUGAACAUAGAAGAAGAUAUUUUGAAGAAUGUUGCUAACCAAGCAGUUUUGGGUUCCAUUGACUUCCAUUAGUAUUUUUGAUCAUGCUUUGGAGGUCAAUGGUACCGAAACCAUUAUUCUUCAAAAUAUCUUGUUUCAUGUUCCAAAAAAGAGAAAAGAAAGUCAUACAGGUUCGGAAUGACAUGAAAGUGAGUAAAUGAAUUUUCAUUUUCGGAUGGGUUAUUCCUUAAAGUCGAUGUGAAAUCAAAUCAAAUUUGACCCAAUUGACCUUACUCUAUGCACGUUUUCUGUGUCAUGGUGCACGAUUCGUGAGUGCACGCUAUUCCAAAUAAAUAAAUGUUUGUCUUAAUAUUUUAACAAAAUAUAACUCACUCUCCGCCUCUACAACGACUUGCCUUUUUGACUGAUGUCACAAAUUUCUCUUAAUUUACAGUGGUUUGUAACACCCACUUUUCACAGUUCAAAUCGAUACUUAUAGUGUUAUUCUAGAGCAGGGUUUCCUAACUGGGGUUUGUGGACUCCUAGGGGUUAAUGAUGGAACUACAGGAAGUACCAAUGCCUAAUGAAAGAGACACUAAGUUACUUUAUCUUCUUUAAAAUAUUUAACCUGUAGAGAAAAUUGUACUUAAAAUUAUGUACACUCACUGUUUAAUUCUAAAUUGGCCAAGUUAAUAUUGAUUGCGAUAGUUAAUGUAUUUGAUAGUUAAGGUAAUUAUGUAUUGUAGGUGAAACAGUGUUUGUCCAAAAUUCUUUAAGCAGAAACUACUGCUUCAUCUUAAUUUUUUAAAUUUAUUUAGUUGUUAACUAAAACAACAUUUUCAUUAUUCGAAUCAAAGAUAUUUUCAUUACUUGAAAUACAGUAUUAUUUCAGCUGGCAACAUUUCUCCUUUUCAUUUAGUUUAAAUUGAAGUAUUAAAAUACCUAAAACAAAACUAAUAAAUAAAAAUUAAUAAAAACUAUAUAGACAUUCAGAAAACAAAAAUUAAUACAACUGGCAAACAACAAAAUUAAUAAAACUUUCAAAUUAAAGUAAAAACGGAAAAUAUAAAAAUAAAAUUAUAUACAAAAACUUUAAUAAUAUAUCAAUGAUACUAAAAUUACACUGUUUUGCUCACAAUAUAUUUUUAAAUAAAAAAAAUUCCUUUAUUUUUUGUUUAUUCCAAAAAUAGUCCAAAAAAUAUAUAUAUAGAAAAAAGAGUCAUUAAAUGUAUACUUAAUAAAUAUUUUUUUAAAAAUAAAAAAAAUUAACUAACACUGCUUAACAUCUCAGGUAAUUCCAGUUAACAACUUAGGUGGUUUAGCUGACAAAAACAAAACAAAACUGGGAAACCCUGUUCAUAGACUAAAGAACAUCAGUAACACCUGGUUCUACUGAGUGCUUAUAGAUCACCGUAUAACGCUCAGGAUGACAGUGUUUAGAGAACUAUCAUUCAUUAAACUGUAGAAUACCGAGGACAUAUACCUGUGGGACACCUUAAAGCCUAAUCUCUCUGCCCUUUUUUUGCACAACUUUUACCAUGUACCUCUUCCCUGCUCUCUCUAGAAACACAUGCUUUCAAAAUAAUCUCUAAAUAGUUAUAUAGACAUAAUUAUGAUUUUAGAACUCAUUCAAAAAAUAAUUGUACAUCCCAGGAAACUGAGUAUAUGUAUCAACUGAUUUUAUAUUCAAAAUUCAUAAAACAAAGAUAAAGUUUUAUUUUUCUAAGAGUUCAUAGUAGUUUAUGAGAGUAAAGAGAAGUAAUAUCUAUACAGAACCCUAAUAUAUUAUAUCACCAUUUACCUCAUAAGCCUAAAUCGCAAUUCUGUCUCUCAUGUGAUGUUGUACCUUUAACCUGAAUGUCUCUGGACUUAUUUCCAAUAAACUCUAUCCAGCUGUUGUGAUGAUGCUCUGAAAGGGAUCGUCUGUGAUUUGCAUUUGUAAAACAAGCUUGGAUGUUCCUGCUCUAUUCUAUUUAUAAAUUAUCCUUUUAAGUUAACUAUGUUAAGUUAAAUAAGUUUGAGUGCAAAACGUAAAUUAGAAACCACAGUUCUGUAUUUUUUAAAUAUAUAAUCUGAAACUGCUGGAAAUACCAGUUUGUAAAAAAGAAAUGACUUAAUAAAUGUUUGUCAUGGA